AAAUAAAAAAAAAAAAAUCACAGGCUGGGCAUGGUGGCUCAUGCCUGUAAUCCCAGCACUUUGGGAGGCUGAGGCAGGAGAAUCGCUUGAACCCAGGAGGUGGAGGUUAUGGUGAGCCGAGAUCGCGCUAUUGCACUCCACCCUGGGCAACAAGAGCGACAUUCCAUCUAAAAAAAAAAAAAGCCAUUAGGAUCACAUUUAAAAUCUUAUUAUGUGGUGGUUUUCUCUCCUCCUUUCCCCUCCCCUCUGUUCUCUUCUAUUCUCUUUUUUUUUUGAGACUUAGUCUUGCUUUGUCGCCCAGGCUGGAGUGCAGUGGUGUGAUCUUGGCUCACCGCAAUCUCCGCCUCCCGGGUUCAGGUGAUUCUCCUGCCUCAGCUCCUGAGUAGCUGGAACUACAUGUGCGUGCUGCCACACCCGGCUAUUUUUUUUUUUUUUUUUUUUUUGUAUUUUUAGUAGGGAUGGGGUUUCAACAUGUUAGCCAGGAUGGUCUCGAUCUCCUGACCUCAUGACUCCCCUGCCUCGGCCUCCCAAAGUGUUAGGAUUACAGAUGUGAACCACCGCGCCUGACCUGGUUUUCUUUUACAUAAGCCUCUUCCUUUGUUGAAACCAAAAGAUCUUCCUCACAGUGGAGAAUCCUGAAAGCUCCCAGCAGCCAGCAAUGAAUGAAAGGUGGGGGCAGGGCUGCCAACAGGGCGGGGCCUGGUGAGCCACGUGCCUAGGCUCCCACAUCACAAUGGGGGUGGGGCAUGUGGAAGGGACUCUGGGCCUGAUUGGUUCCUGGGAAGGAGGAGGGAGCUCUGCCGGUUGUCAGGGCAACCUCUUUCAGUUGGUGGGAAGCUGUGGAAGGAGGAGGAGCUCCCUCUGUGCUCUCUUCCCCGCAAUUACAGCUUGUUGCAUCUAGACCCAUUCUAAAUAAACCAAGCAGGUUCCCAAGUGACCCUUUCAGACAAGUCAGCUGAGAGGAGGCAUCUGAGGCGAGGUGCAGGCUGCUAGUGGGGUGCAGCCCCCUUGCCAGGGGCUGGCCCUGCCAGCGUACCUUUGCUGGGAAGAGGUCGAGGAAGUGCUGAGCUCUGCAGACUUGGAAGCAAGGGAGGGCCAAAGCUGCUGGAGAGGAGCCGAGCUACCACAUGGGGAACACACUGAGCGGUUGCUUGUGCACCAACGCCAGCCCCAAGCGGGGCCAGCACAGGAGGUCUGGGGAGCUGUCCUGCAGCACCGACAUCUAUGAGGCAGCGUCAAGCAAAGGUGCAGGCCAAGGCAGAGAGGAGUGGAGCCGCCACAGAGGGAACAUGCUGCUCCCUAAUGCCAGACCCAAGCAAAGACAGAGCAGGGUGCGGCGGGCGGAACCACUCUGCAGCUAUAACAUCACGGAGGUGGAGGUGGCAGUAGCACCACACCCCACUGCUGUGGAGCCUGCCCCGACGGAUUUCGGAGCCCAAGAGGGCCAUGACCUGCAGCACAUCAGCGACCAGGAGAUGCCCAAAUAUUUUGCCUCUGACCAUCCAAGGGAAAGCACACUCUUCCUGAGAAAAUAUCAAAUGAGUAUUUCUUCCAGAACCAUGGGCUCCUCACACAUAGAGUGCAUGGAAGUGGAAGAAAACCUACCCCAUGUCCUCGUCUCUUCAGCAGUGAGAAAUGUGUUGCAAGAAGAGAGGAGGAGCUCUCACCUAUAUUAUAUACCUCCAUGGCUUCUUGCUAGAAACUACAGCUCACGUUCGACCAUAUUGCUAGAUAACAGCACAGUCAGCCAGCCUGAUCUUAGAUACACACUAGAAAAUGUGACUUUGGCAAUAUAUUACAGCAUAAAGCACAGAUCUGCAAAUAGAUCUCUGGCUAUUUUGGAAGAGCCAAUACAUCCACUUUCAGAAGAGAAGACUCCAGGGAAAUCCUUCGAGCAUGAUCCCAAAUGCAACUGUAUUUUCAGAUAUUUGCGUACUCUUUUUCAAGUCAUGAAACUAACAGCUCCAUGUGCAAUCGUAGCUUUGGUGUACAUUGAACGACUUCUAACUAAUGCUAACAUCGAUCUAUGUCCUACUAAUUGGAAAAAGAUUGUCCUUGGAGCUGUGCUUCUUGCCUCCAAGGUUUGGAGAAAUGGUGGUCUGUGGAGUGUGGAUGACAGCCAGAAUCCCAAGGACAUUGCAGUUGAGAACAUGGGCAAGAUGGAUAAGUGUUUCUUAGAGCUACUUGAAUUUAAUAUUCAUGUAUCUGCCAGUGUCUAUGCAAAAUAUUACUUCGAUCUGCGUGCCUUGGCAUAUGGCCAUGACCUGUAUUUUCUAUUUGGUUCUCUUCACAAAGAUAAAGCACAGAAACUGGAGGCUGUCACGGCCUGUGAAUACAAAGACUUGCAUCGAGAUGCCGCUGCAAUGAAAAGGGCUGUCAGCAUGAACUUCAUUGGUAUUCGGUGCUCUAAUGCCAUCUUAAAGAGAGAAAUUAGCCUUAAAAGACCCUGAGCUUCUCAACUGUAAAGAGUAGAAAAUAUCACUUCUGCUGAAAGAAACAACAAAAUUAGGAUUUUCUUUUUUUUUCUUUGUUUUGUUAUUUGUUUUGUAAAUUGUUGUUUGUUGUUGUUGUUAGUGUUUAGGAUUUUCAUCGAGAGGAAACAUCUUCAAGUUAGCCACAUUGUGGAACUGGGUGAUGGUGGUAUGAACAGUGGGUGCCAGGUGCUUCCUGCCCUUCCUCUUCCACUGGGUCCAGAUGGCAUUCCUAGGGCACCACCUUGAACAACUCUUGGGGAGAAGCAGUGUCACAUGGACACAGCACAUCCCAGCUCAGAGUCCACAGUCACCCACAGUCUCAAGCAGGUGCCAGUCGUGUCCACAGUCACCCACAGUCCCUAGCAGGUGACAGUAGUCUGAACUGAGCUAGAGCUCAAAAAACUUUAGAAUUGGCUCCAGAUUUGUGAGAGCACCUGGGUUUGGUUCUCUGUCCACUGAGGCACUGAAUGCAUGAUGGCCCAAAACUCAACAAUGGCUGAGAGAGAGUGGCAUCGGGGCGAGGCUGUCAUUACUCCAAGCACCAGGGUGGCUCAGGCCUGCUUAUCUAGUCUUUGGAGGGAAUCUGUGCAUGUGAAAUGAGGCCCCUGCGUCAUGAUUAUAAAGGAAGAGAUGAAAUCAGUUCAUCUUCCCCCAGGCCGAUAAUGGUCACACCACCUAGGGAAGCAGUAAAAGACCUGGCCUUGGGAUUGUUAGGGGAGCUACCGAAGUGAAAACUGAAUUUACCCAGUUCCAGGAAAACAACAAGAGAGGAACAUCUGGGUUCAAAUCUUUAUCAGAAGAUCAUUUUCCCAGCUAAUCUUGCCCUGGUGCAUUAUAUGGUCUCAGCACUUGCCAACAAAACAAAAGCCUCUCAAUAAUUCUAACACAGGGUCACACCACAACUCACAUUUUCCAGUGCACCUCAGUGGUUCAAGAGAUUGCUGGUGCUGCCUGCACCUGUCAGUCUGUUCACAUAUGGAGAGGAGCAGCGGUUCUCACAGGAGCCACUUCUGCAUCCUGAGGAAGUUUGCCCACACAGUUCUGGUUGUAAUAACUGGUGGCGCCCACUGACAUGCAGUCAACAAUGGGACUCCUAUGGUGCACAGGACUGCCCCCCUUCUCAAUCAAGAAAGAGUUUUCUGGCAUCCAAAAUAGAAGGCGCUGAGGAUCAACUGCCCCAGAGUCUACAAGGGAAACACUUUCUGAGACUUUCUUUUUUCUUACAAGACCAGAUCCCCACCAAUGUGAGACAUUAGAUCAAGUUUUUGUGCAAGGGUGGAUGUGGGGGGCAGAAUCCUAAGAUGCUGUUAUCUCUGCUGUCUUUUGUUACACCCUGAAUCUUUCCUUGGGUAUGGCCAGGCCUGUGCCUCGUUCUAGACAUUUGAAUAUGGCAAAGUGAGGGAGUGGCCUUCUAGGAGUUACCUUUCCUUUUAUCAGGAACAAUAGGAAUCCCUAUUUCUUGCUUUUAUUUUCACAGUGCAGUGGUUUGGAAUAUCCCACUGUUGAUUUGUGAUUUCCUACUCCAACCAUAAUCUAUGGCCCUUUAUAUGUAACUGAAUAUUUUCAUGUAUUGAUAUUUUGUGUCUGAAGAUAAAAUAUUAGACUAAACAUGUUAAAACAUUUCAUGCAAAACUUCAGUGAUUGUAGAGUCUACUCUUUGGUGAAUACACAAAUUUAUCUAUUUUAUAUAUUAAAAGUUGUAUUAGUUGUGAUAAUGAUAUUUUCUUUAUCUUCACUUGUUAUAGUUAAAUUUUUCCAAAAUUAAUGAUAUUGUAUCUUAUAUUUGAUUUAAAAUACUACUAGGAUAUUUAGAUUGAUAGUUGAAAAUAAACGGCAAAAGAAGAAUUGCUGAAACCUAGUGAUAAUGUACUUAGGAUGGGUUUAUUAUCUGUUAUCCCUAUCAUUGUUAAAUGUUUAAAUUUCCAUGAAAACCUCUACAUAAGAACUUAAAAUUUUGUGUAAAAUCCUUCGUGCCCUGCACUUUAGCUCCACUGAAUAAUUAAUAAAAGGAAAAUGGAUUCUCCUGUGGAAA
Molecule: messenger RNA, 4506 nt
Organism: Symphalangus syndactylus (siamang)
Lineage: Eukaryota; Metazoa; Chordata; Mammalia; Primates; Hylobatidae
Product: cyclin-Y-like protein 1B
Source: RefSeq, a predicted model, not a curated record